This is a messenger RNA of Monascus purpureus, 2818 nucleotides long. The record is from the annotation of a GenBank genome assembly. Lineage: Eukaryota; Fungi; Ascomycota; Eurotiomycetes; Eurotiales; Aspergillaceae.
GUUGAAUUGCCUUGAUUUUUUGCUCAUGACCAAAACGCGUGUCUCUGAUUUCGCCUCUAUAGAAUGCCUCUAAUACUGUUCUAUCCACCACAUGUGGUGGUGUCUUUGCAAAAAGGGGCAACUGCAUAUGCUUCUGUUGCCACAAUUUCCUAGGGGCAAGCGAAGUGUUCCACCACAUACAAUGGUGACAAAAUCGGGGAUAUUGUAGAUAGAUACCCUGAACUGGAUAUUGUUAUGAUUCAGCCCACUCCAGCCAACUCUAGUCGGUUUUUGAACCAGAUAUACUUUCAGGCUGAGCUACUGACACCUGGCUGAAAAGGCUGACUUGGUCUAGGGGACAUGGUUUGAGGUUCAGAAGAUGAGUACCAGCUUGCUUUUAUUCCUAUACAUUGGGAACGCACUAAAAAGACCUGUAAAGUCAUUAGGACAUCCUGAGAUUCCAUUUCUUAAAAUGGAGAUGCAAUACCAUGUUUUGGCGCGACAAAUGUGGCUGAGUUUGAUACCCUCUUGACCAAUCAGAACAUGAACAAAUUAAGACCUUCACUAGACAUUGCUUUCAGGGAUGCCCGCCCUGACGACUCCAGUUCCCAGGUGUCCCAUCAGCGCUCACAAACCACCAGGCAUUCAUACGCAAGCACUGCAGCUACCAGUGUUAGCAUAUCUGGUGACAUAUCCAGUCAAUUACACGCUGGCUACAACCAUCCACUGAGCAGGUCAUGGCAAGCUGAAAGGCAAUUAACUAAGGAAAUGCUCAUAUACCCUCUUUUCGUCACCGAUAAUCCUGAUGAGGAAACACCCAUACCAUCCCUCCCUAACCAGUACCGUCGAGGGCUAAACCGCCUAAUCCCAUUUGUUAAGUCACUUGUUAGGAAGGGGCUUUCUUCGGUGAUCUUGUUUGGGGUGCCUCUUCAUCCUUCUGCGAAGGAUGCGCUAGGAACCUCCGCAGACGACCCUUCUGGCCCGGUUAUUCAAGCAAUACGUCUUCUUCGAUUUCAUUUCCCUAGUCUCUACAUUGUGGUUGACGUGUGUCUCUGCGAAUAUACAUCGCAUGGUCACUGUGGCAUACUGAGAGAAGACGGGACACUUGACAACGCGCAGUCUGUGGACAGAAUUUCGGAUGUUGCGUUAGCGUAUGCUGUGGCUGGUGCUCACUGUGUCGCACCUUCAGAUAUGAACGAUGGGAGAGUGCGUGCAAUAAAACUCAAGCUCAUCGAGGCUGGUAUUGCACAUCGUGUCCUAUUGAUGUCUUAUAGCGCGAAGUUUAGUGGUUGCCUAUAUGGACCCUUUCGCGAUGCAGCGGGCUCUUGCCCUUCAUUCGGAGAUCGCAGGUGCUAUCAGCUACCCCCGGGAGGUCGCGGCCUUGCUCGACGUGCAAUACAGAGGGAUGUCGCGGAAGGGGCGGAUAUUGUAAUGGUGAAACCUGCGAACAGCUACUUGGAUAUCAUUAGGGAUGCCAAAGAGCUAGCGAAAGACAUCCCUAUUGCAGCGUACCAGGUCAGCGGCGAGUAUGCUAUGAUUCACGCUGGAGCAAAGGCAGGCGUUUUCGAUUUGAAGGCAAUGGCAUUUGAGAGUAUAGAGGGUAUUCUGAGGGCUGGUGCUGGUAUUGUUGUGAGCUACUUCGUGCCGGAUUUUCUGAAUUGGUUAUCUUAGACACCAAGGUAUAAUGGCUGGAUAAAUGGAGUAUGUUUAUUAAUAUCAUCGUCCCUUGACCAUGGGUGGCUCAUUCUCUCGAGAUUCUCAUUUGUUUAAGCCUGCGAUGCCCAAACGUCACCAGCUGCACCGGCCUAGUUACUCACCUUGCCCUCUGGAACCCAUAUUCUCAGUAGGGUGCUUUAGUAUAAUGCUCGAAAUUCUUGCGCGCUCACACAACCGUCUAAGCUCUGUGGUGUGUGCAGUAUUGUUGAUCCUUCUAUACGGGGACUGUCGAAUCACCGCUCUGACACUGCCCACCCCGAAAAUAAUUCGCUCAAUACGGAGAAAAUCCUUAUGAACCCUCGACUAAACAAUCGAGUAUGCUAUCUGCCAGUUGGUACUUGGGCCUGCUGAGUGCACCUGUUCAUAUAAACUGAGGAAAGUUCCAAAAAAGAAAAAUAUAUGAGAUCAGAAUUUCUCUACAGUGGUAGACCCCUGAAAGAUUCCCCAACUAUUACAGGGGCUUCUUGGAGUACUACUGUACAUAGCUAGAGCCUAUGGGGCAUAACUAACUGUAACUAAUGUAAUCAAGCACUGAACUGCGAAUACCACCGAGCUGCAAAUUUCUCGCUGACCUCCACCACCUGAUUAGAAAUUAAUGCUUUUCCAACCACCAACACCAUUAAAUUAGACUGUAUAGUAGUGCAUUAUACAGCUAUUUAGUAGUGCAAUUCCUUAUUGUAUGACCAACAGUCCUAUAACUACUGCAGUGUUGUGGAGCACACUUCUGAGACCUAAAGAUAGGCUCCUCAAUCUAUGUAUUUAGCUCUUGAACAUGCUGCUGACCUUUCUGUACAAAGAUAGUGUCUAUAUCUAAACUAACCUAUUUUUAUGUUCUCUUCUUAAUCUUCUUUUCAUUUUCUGCCUAUAGAGAUUUGAUUUCUUGAUAAAAAAGAGUAUUCAUAUUCAUUGCUGUAUAUACAGCCCUUUCAAAAUGUUGUGGAAUAUGCAUGUAACUCAGGGAAGAAGGGCAGAAUGAAGCUGUAUCGACUACACGUACGUAGCCUACUAAGGAACGGAUGCCAUUCUGUUCUAUCUCUCUGAUGCUCUCUCUACAUAUAAUCAGGGGCCCGGAUUCUCAGGGGUUGGAGAGGGAGCCAAGCCACCAUACCACGUGACCUUUUCC